Molecule: messenger RNA, 1826 nt
Organism: Sesamum indicum (sesame)
Lineage: Eukaryota; Viridiplantae; Streptophyta; Magnoliopsida; Lamiales; Pedaliaceae
Product: aspartyl protease family protein At5g10770
Biological process (GO): proteolysis
Molecular function (GO): aspartic-type endopeptidase activity
Source: RefSeq, a predicted model, not a curated record
AUGGUUGGCAUGCAAGAAGGAGAAGCCCAGAAUCCAGAGAAUAAGCAGAAGAAGAAAAGAGAGAGUGGAGUGAUUGAUCAAUGGCGACUACUCUGAAAAAUAAUAAUAGUCGUAAACAUAAUCAUCAUCCCUUCUCCCUUAUCAUCAUCAACUUGUGGUUGCUGUCGUCUUCUUCUCUUGUGGGUGCAGAUGCUGAUGAUCAACAUCUUCACCCCACCUCCAAACACAUUAUUCAAACCCAUUACCAUACUCUUCAAAUCAACUCUCUCUUCCCAGCUUCUGUCUGCAGCACUAAUACCACUCCAUCCACAGGUUCCAGCAAGAGGCAAUCAACCUUGGAAGUUUUCCAUCGGCAUGGUCCAUGUUCUCAACUAGGUCAAGACACGGACGCCACCAUCACUACACCAUCCGUGAGUGAGGUCCUUUCCCAUGAUCAAUCUAGGGUCGAUUCAAUCCAAGCUCAAGUCAAAUCAGACUCAAGCAAAGUCAAAAUCAAGAAUACUAACUCGAACCCAAACAAGCUCAAGGACAAAAAAGCCAACCUCCCAGUGCAAUCGGGCCGGUCACUUGGCUCGGGAAACUACAUCGUGACUGUUGGCCUUGGGACCCCAACAAAAACGCUAUCGCUCAUAUUUGACACAGGCAGUGACCUAACUUGGACUCAGUGCGAACCUUGUGCUAGAUCAUGCUACCAACAACAAGAUCCCAUUUUCAACCCUUCUGCCUCGGCGUCAUACUCCAAUAUAUCCUGCAACUCACCUCAAUGCUCUCAGCUCUCAGGCGCCACAGGCAACAAGCCGGGCUGCUCCUCCACGACGUGCGUCUAUGGGAUACAAUACGGUGAUCAGUCCUUCUCAGUAGGGUUCUUUAGCAAGGAUAAACUUACCAUAACAGCAACUGAGGUGUUCCCAAACUUUCUAUUUGGCUGUGGCCAAAACAACCAAGGGCUGUUUGGCAACACAGCAGGGCUACUAGGCCUUGGCAGAAACAGUCUAUCAAUAAUAUCCCAAACUGCACCCAAGUAUGGCAAAUACUUCUCCUACUGCCUCCCAUCAACUUCAAGCUCAACAGGGCACUUGACACUAGGCAAAAGUGGAGUUUCAAGAAAUGUUAAGUUCACCCCCUUUGCUAGCUCACAGGGGACGUCGUUCUACUUCAUCGAUAUUCUGUCAAUAAGCGUGGGCGGACGCCAACUACCAAUCAGUCAAUCUGUUUUCACAACUGCUGGCAGCAUAAUCGACUCUGGCACGGUCAUAACACGGCUCCCGCCCGCGGCCUACAGCACAAUGAGCGCAGAGUUCAGGAAGCAGAUGGUGAAGUACAAGACUGCACCAGCCUACUCGAUAUUGGACACUUGCUAUGACUUGAGCGGUUUAACUACUAUUACCAUUCCGACUAUAUCUUUCACGUUCGGUGGCAGUGUGAAAGUUGAUCUGGCUCCAUCAGGAAUACUCCUGGCCGUUAGUACAUCACGCGUAUGCCUCGCUUUUGCAGGAAAUAACAAUGCCGAUGAUGUGGCCAUCUUCGGGAACACUCAGCAGAAGACAUUGGAGGUGGUGUACGAUGUUGGCAGAGGGAACCUAGGAUUUGGCCCUGCAGGAUGUAAGUAAGUAAAAUGGUGUGAGAAAUUGGUACUCAGAACUGAUACAUGCAUUUCACUUACCUAGUUUAUAAUGUAAGAAUAAGUUAGACUGAAGGGGAAAAGGGAUCAGUUAAGAAAAUGUGAACUGAAAUGGCUAAGAGAUUUGCAGGCAAAUGUAUAGUGAUAGCAUAUACAGGCUUGUGGUUGAUGGUCGUAAGUAGGAAACACCACUAUGUUCUACAAA